Molecule: messenger RNA, 416 nt
Organism: Papaver somniferum (opium poppy)
Lineage: Eukaryota; Viridiplantae; Streptophyta; Magnoliopsida; Ranunculales; Papaveraceae
Exons: 3
Coding region: 52-381 (109 amino acids)
Source: RefSeq, a predicted model, not a curated record
AGUAGCAUGCUCCUGUUUGAAAAUGGAAGCUCUCAAUAGGUUUAGGUGGUGAUGGUAUUUCUCAGAUUCGAAAAAGACAUCACUUGGCUUGUUUCCAGGGUUCCUUUUGCGGUUAGGGUGAAGGGGAAUAUGUACUUCCAGAAAUUGAAGUGGGACCAAUUUUCAAUAUCAACUUACAAGCAUCACAAGACAGGACGAUGCAAUGAAUAUCAAGGCAAGACCAUCAUGAAGGGGCCACCUGGGAUAGAAACAGCACCGUUUCUUUCAGUCAUUACCAUUAGAUUUUGGUUGCCAUGUUAUCUUGUUUUGGAUUUCUAUGGAAGUUCCGAAGAUUUUAGUACAACUCUGAGGUUCUACAAAUUGUUAUUACAACUCUUUUGAAGUGAAAUUGGAUACUAUUUUUUUUGUUGGUUUUA